AUGUACUCGAGAGCCGCUCGCCAUGGCCUUAAUGGCUCCCUCCCACGGGCUGCCGGUUCCCUGUCAAACACCCAGACGUCUCGACUUACAGACAUCCGGCUCCGGGGCCUGGGGUCUGCCCCCGUGACACCAGCACCCCUCAUCCAGCGGCCAUUCCACUCAAAAUCCGGUGACAGAUCCGUAGCGGACGCCGUCCCAGUCGAGAGGAAAGCCGUCUUCGAGAAGAGACAGGAGCCCUCGCCGUUCGAUGGCGUCCGGGAGCGCAGGGCCAAAGCCGGCAAGCUGAUAGCAGGCGUAGCCGCGGCAUCAGAUAGUGACAUGUUCAAGGCCCCCGUAUGCUGCAACACAUCCACAACGUCCAAUGCAAACAUGCUGACUCUCAUUCGCAGGCCGUCGGCAAACCUCAAGCAAAACGAUGGGACCGCCGCCCGCCACCUCAAGAAGCCCGGCCUCAUCUCCCUCGGUGGCGGACUCCCCUCGAGCGCCUACUUCCCCUUCGCCGAGCUCUCCGUCCGGGUCCCCACGGCCCCGCACUUCUCCGAGGCCGAGACCAUCGCCUCGGGCCAGACGCUCACCGUCGGCAAGUACGACACGCGCGACCCGGACCAGCCCAACGCCGAAUACGACCUCUCCAUCGCCCUCAACUACACCCAGUCCACCGGCUCCGCGCAGAUGAUGCGCUUCGUCACGGAGCACACGGAGCUCGUCUACAACCCGCCCUACGCCGACUGGCAGUGCUGCCAGACCGUCGGCAGCACGGGCGCCCUCGAGCAGACGCUCCGCAUGUUUUGCGACAAGGACCGGAAGGACUCGGUGCUCACCGAGGAGUACAGCUUCUCCACGGCGCUCGAGACCAUCGCGCCGCUCGGCGUCAAGGCCGUCGGCGUCCCCGUCGACGCCGAGGGCCUGCUCCCGGAGGCCAUGGACGAGAUGCUCACGAACUGGGACGCCGAGGCCCGCGGCGGCCGCCGGAAGCCCCACCUGCUCUACACCGUCCCCUCGGGCCAGAACCCCACGGGCGCGACGCAGUCCGCCGCGCGCCGGCGCGCCAUCUACGCCGUGGCGCAGAAGCACGACCUGUACAUCAUCGAGGACGAGCCCUACUACUUCCUCCAGAUGCAGCCCUACACCGGCCCGGACGCGCCCGCGGCGCCCCCGCCGGCCUCCGUGUCCGAGUUCCUGGGCACGCUGAUCCCGUCGCUCCUGAGCAUGGACACGGACGGCCGCGUGCUGCGGAUGGACUCCUUCUCCAAGGUGCUCGUGCCGGGGUCGCGGCUGGGGUGGGUGACGGCGUCGGCGCAGGUCAUUGAGCGCUUCAUCCGCCACGCCGAGGUCGCCAACCAGGGGCCCUCGGGCUUCUCGCAGGUCGCCGUGUGGAAGCUGCUCGACGAGACCUGGGGCCACGAGGGGUACCUGCAGUGGCUCAUGAACCUGCGCAUGGAGUACACGAAGCGCCGCGACUGGCUCCUGGCCGCGUGCGAGAGGCAUCUCCCCCGUGACAUUGUCAGCUGGACGCCGCCUGCUGCCGGCAUGUUUUUGUGGCUAAAGAUUGACCACUCCGCCCACCCCGACGGCCCCUCGCGCCCGCUGCUCGAGGUCGAGGAGGAGAUCUUCAACUCGUGCAUCGACAAGGGCGUCCUCUGCGCCCGCGGCUCGUGGUUUCGCACCGAGCAGGACACACCGCUCAAGGACCUCUUCUUCCGCGCCACGUUCGCGUCGGCCAGUGAGAAGGACAUGGACGAGGCCAUCCAGCGCUUGGGUGCCGCUAUCAAGGGGAGCUUCCAGAUUUCUUGA
Molecule: messenger RNA, 1794 nt
Organism: Colletotrichum spaethianum
Lineage: Eukaryota; Fungi; Ascomycota; Sordariomycetes; Glomerellales; Glomerellaceae
Product: aromatic amino acid aminotransferase
Exons: 3
Coding region: 1-1794 (597 amino acids)
Biological process (GO): L-tyrosine biosynthetic process; aromatic amino acid catabolic process
Molecular function (GO): aromatic-amino-acid:2-oxoglutarate transaminase activity; pyridoxal phosphate binding; L-2-aminoadipate:2-oxoglutarate transaminase activity
Source: RefSeq, a predicted model, not a curated record